AUGAAUUCAACACUGAAUAACUCAUCAAUAUGUUCAUUACAACUUCGUGUUUAUACAUCAGAUUAUUUAUUUUUUAAAUUACUUAGUGGGACAUAUUUACGUUUAUUUAUUGGUCCAGGUAUAUUACUCAAUACACUUUGUCUUUUUAUUCUUUCACGUUCAAAAUUAUUAAAUAAAUCAACAACAGUUAUCUUUUUACGAUUUCUUGCAAUUUUUGAUAUUUUGGCUAUUACAUUUAAAUAUAUUCGAGCUGAACUUAAUUAUCAAUCAAUCAAUAAAAAGAAAGAUAUUUUUUUAAUAACACCUGCAUUUUGUAAAAUACUUUAUGUAUGUAUGAAUGCAUGUAUGUCAAUUACUAUGUGGGCUAUCGUUUUAAUGAGCUUAGAUAGAGCUGUAGCAGUCAGUUAUCCACUCAAAGUUGGUACAUGGAUAACACGAAAACGAGCAUUUUAUAUAUGCUGUUUUACCAGUUUUAUACUUUUACUUGCUAAUUUAAAUUUUAUUACAUUAUCCAAUGUACAACGAGCAUAUAAUAAUCAAGGAUAUUGUGGAUUAAUGGAAGAUUCUUUAAUAAUCGAUAUUCUUACAGCUUCUAUUUUACCUAUCACUUUAAUUACAGCCAUUAAUAUUGUUAUUGUUGUCAUUCUUUAUCGUGUUUCUCAUACAUCAUUUAAUUGGCAUAAAAAUGAGCAUAAAAUAGAUUCACAACAUUCAUCAAGACAUAGUAUAAAAAAAGGAUCUUUAUCGGGUAGAUAUCAUUCUCAAUCGUCACAAAAUUCAUCAGUAGGAACAGAUACGAGUCAAGCAAUAAAACAACGUACAAGUGCACAAGUAACACGAAUGCUUUUUGCUGUUACAUUAUCAUUAAUUAUACUUAAUAUUCCAAAUACAAUUAUAUUUCUUCAUACAAGAAUUAAGAAUCCACGAAAUUUAUUACAUGGACGUCCAUGUAUUGAUGUUAGUGAUAAUGAUAUUAAAUCAUAUAAAAUUAAUUUUUAUUCAAGUGUUAUACAAGAUAUAUUAUCAGAUUUACCACAUAUUAUAAAUUUUUUUCUUUAUUGUUUAUCUGGAAGAAAAUUUCGAAAUAUUUUUCUAAAUGAAGUUCAUCGUUGUUUUAUUCAAAGUCAUUUAAUUAAACAAAAAACACAAAUACCUCUUACUCAAAAUGGUAGUCUUACUAAUCCUGAAUUAAGUAAUCGAAUAGGUUCUAAUUCUAAUCAAAGACAAAUAUUAUUUCGAAGUAUUUCAUUACCAUCACAAAAGAAAACAAGUGUUGUAUUUAAUACUUUAACAAAUAAAUUAACUUUCAAUGGUGAAAAAUCAUAA
Molecule: messenger RNA, 1326 nt
Organism: Rotaria sordida
Lineage: Eukaryota; Metazoa; Rotifera; Eurotatoria; Philodinida; Philodinidae
Source: the annotation of a GenBank genome assembly